AUGCUCGCUGGCGGUAGAAUUGAACUCGUGCCAAGAACCGCGUACGCACACGCUACGUGUCCCGCUCCUUGUCCCGCCUCCCUUGCCUUUCAAGUCGGGAAACAUUGACUAUAUGAAAUUGUCUCAUCUGCAGAUGGAAACAAUCCUCGUCGGUACCGUCGAGCCAGAUCGAAUGUUCGCUGUCCGAUUAGGGCAACAGCCAUAUCGAACCAUCCUUUUACACUCCAAAAAUUUCCCUUCAACCAAUUUCCCAAUCUGUCGCGGAGAUGUUCUCAAAGUCAAAGUGAACGCUUAUCGAUGGGUAGAAGCUAUUUUGAGCAAAUGUGGGAGUUUCGAAAACGGGACCUCCUAUUUUCAGGUGUGGAUCCUUUUUUGUAUUAGAGCCUCCAGGAUUUUUUUUUUUAAUUCACAAUUUUCAGGCGGAAGCCAGGCACAUGGAUAACGUGAUAACUACUUGUCACGGUAAGCUAGUAUUUUUUACACGUUUUGAGCUCAACUUUCAGAAAGCAUAAAAAUAACUGACCCGGAUGGAAUCCACACAAACAAAUCUGGAAUUUUCACCGUUUGUUUUAAAGAUCGCAUUGACAAACAAAAUGAUCACCUCACGAUUUUCUAUGCUGUUGAAGUGAGCUUCUUACUUGUAAAUCUUUGGAAAUUAUUUUUUGAAGGUUGGUGCUCGGGGUGAAAUUUUUAGAAAGAAAGUUCCGGUCGUCCAGGUUACUAUUCCUAUUCCAGUAUCAAAUGUAAGGUUACCGACUUUUCUCUUUUUGUGAAUCAUUCCCGAUAUCUUGGACCAUAUUGAGGUGUAAAAAAAACGAGUUGAAAAAUUUUUUGAAGGUCGACGCUGUGGGUGAAAACUUGGAAAAGAAACUGUCGGUCGCCCAGGCUCCUAAUCCAGAUUCAAAUGGAAGCGCAACGAUUUUCUCCCAUUUGGUGAGUCCUUCGUGUCAUUUUGAAACAUUCUGACGUGUCUGCACUCUCUUCUCUCUCACAGCAACGGGAUUGUGACCGAACAUCAGUUGACCUGACCUCGUUGCCAUAUGUAAUAUCAUGUAGGCCGCCAUGAUAGCUGCCUACUUGCGUUUGUCACUCUUGCGAUCAGCACGCUUACCAACUAGCGGUUCCGAGUUACUCUAAAGAUCCAAGAGCAAUGUCGGUUCUACACACAUCUGAAUAACACGUCAUGGUCCGGUGAAGCAGCUAUGAUUUCAUUUGGAGUAGACUGAGAUAGAAAUGACUUCGGCACAGAUAUAGUCAAUGUUUUCCGACUUGAAAGGCGAGGGAAGCGGGCAAAAGGGCGGGACGUGUAGCGUGUGCGUACGCGGCUCUUAGCACGAGUCCAAUUCAAGCGCACCGACUAUUCAAAAAAUCGGUCACCGCUCUUUUUUCAUAUUUUUUACUAAUUUUCAAUGCACACAUAAAAAAACGAUAAAUAACUUUUUUUAAAAUGAUAAAAAUCGAUAAACGAGCUCUCAAAAUGGUCGCUGGCGGUUGAAUUGAACUCGUGCCAAGAACCGCGUACGCACACGCUACGCGUCCCCUGCCCCGCCAUCCUCGCCUUUUAAGUCGGGAAACAUUGACUAUAUAUUCUGUAUGCCAUAACGAAAUUUCACGGAACGACAUUCCGCUGCGCCUCUGCGCACCUUUGCGAACCUUGGCCGCGCUUUUAAUUUUUUUUUUCUUUUAUUAGGGUACUAUACUUUCAUGUGCUCCCACAGAAAUAACAAUCAAUUGAAAGCGUGACUUAGAUUUGAAAGAUGCUUCGCGAACACGCAGCGGAACAGCGGAAUGUCGUUUUGUGAAAUUUCAAGACGUGGCACACAGACUAUAUAAGAUCCUUCCAUGACACGAGUUACUGUGAGAGAAAAGAGAGAACAUACAAUCAAGACAACAUUUCUUAAAAAGGCCUUCAAGAUUGAGUUGGAUUAACUUAUCAUCUCUUACUGCUCAAAUAGCUUCGUUUCGGAUUUCCAGUCCUCUCUGGCGUUGGUUACGGCGGCCGACAAAAACAGGGCCUUCAUGGUUACACUUGAUAAGAAGCCGUAUCGAACUAUCCUGGCUCUCAUCUCCAAAAUCCAUACUCCUUUCGAUUUGGCGCGUGGCCAAAUUAUCGACAUUGAAUACACCAAUGAAGGACAUGUUACCGCUGUCAAAACCCUCAAAAAGACACUUGAAACGGUUGGAAACUCAUUUAAGGUCUUUUAUUACCUGGUUAAAGGUAUAAUGAGGGAAUUUUCAGGUUGAGGCCACCUACAGGAACGGCGUCCUCUAUUCAGAUUACUGUAGGGUUCAUAGUCCUAAUACAUUCUUGAAAGGAUUUUUUAGACUCUUUCGAAAUCGAAGACCCAAAAGGUGUCGGCAAAUUCAAUAAUAAUGUCGUUUUCCGUGCUCUCGACACGAAGGAUGCCAUUCACUCGACGGAAUUUAUUUCAGUUGAUGUAAGUUUGAAAAAAAUAUAGAAUAGAUUCAAUAGUAAAAAGAAAAUUUCCAGCCUGAAAAGGACAAAAAGACAGUUGAUAACUUACCUCAAGGCGUGGUUAGUUCACCUUUCCUUGACUGGUGAAUCGGGAGGUAGAUACAAAUAGGUACGGGGCAGCAAUUCAAGUCAAUCGGCGUAUGGUAAUCGGUGGUCAUUUGUAUGCGACCGGGUACUAUCUCUAUGGUACCUGGAAAGAACCUGUUAGGUAUCUGGAUGCUACCGGGUAGGUACCUGAAAUUCGCGAUUGCCAUUGGCUGGCACAUCGGUCGUUUAUAUACCAUCAGUGUUUUUUACACCUUUCCAAGUCUCCCAGGGUCUUAUUGGAUAAAGCUGACACAAAAAAUAACGACCCGGGUAGCAAUUCCAGACUUUUCGAUAGCAAUCGCAAAUGUCAGGUAGCUACCCGGUAGCAUCCAGAUACCGACCCGGUACUAUCCAGUUACCAUAGAGAUAGUACCCGGUUGCAUACAAGUGUCCACCGGCUACCAUACGCCGAUUGACUUUUUCAAAAGUUGCUAUCAGGUAGCUAUUUGCAUCGACUUCCCGAUUUACCUCUGUUAGCUCAAAUUUUUCUUAUUUUUCCAGGCGAACGAUAAUAGCCGGCUGAACAAUCGUUCCCCAAUAAAUAUUCCCAAGGUGAUUUUGAAAAUUUUAUAGCCUUUUUAUCCUUAAUCCGUGUUAAUAAUAUUCAGGCCGAGGAAGAAGCUCCACCUUCUUACAGCUCCCUUUUUGGAGAAGCAGCAACUCGAAAAGAUCCGAAUCAGGUUAAACUAAAAUUAAGAAAUUUCCGAAAAUGAAAUCCUCUUGGAAAGAAACCUUAACAAACUCGAUUUUUCAGGACCCGCCGGUCCGUAAGCAAGAGAACAAUAAGUUCCAGCCAGCUGUGCCAGUUCGAAAUUAUGCGGGUGCACUCCCAAAGAAAGCACCUUUGGAAAAUCAGGUUAAACUUGAAUUUGAAAAAUUGUCCGCUUAUUGAAAAACCGAGGAACGCCAGAGUAGUCUUUAGUCGGGUUCGUGAUCUCGUGCAGGGACAAAAUAGGGCUCCCUUUUUCUUCCUACGCCUUUGUACCGCUUGAGCGGCGUCGGCACCCCAAGUCAAUUAGCCGCGGUCUUACCCUAAUAUCAGUGAAAAUCAGUGGACUGGCUCUAGUGACGUAUCCGUCCUUCUGUGUGACCGUUGGGCAUUCUUGAAGUCGUGGUUUCCCACUAUAGCUGGUUCACGGCUGGCUUGAGCCAUCGAAAAAAGGGUCUUGACACGAUAAUGCACGAGAUAGUGCCUGGUCGACCGCUAAAAGGGAGAGGCCACAGAAAAGGAGCACGAGACAGCGCCUGGUUCGUCGAGAGCGCAGACAAGACACGCCCUCUUAGCGUCCCAAGCUGGCCGUGAAUCAGCUAUACCAACAUUUCUUAAACUUGCGUCGAGGCGGGGAUCGAACUUGUGACCCUGUGGACCGUCACACAACCUGUUGCGCUACGGCUUGCCCUCUCAGGGAACCACUCUGGCGUUCUUAAAAAUAAGUCACUCAAAACGAAAAACUUUAUGUAGGCCUUAACAAAGGGUUUUCAGGAUCCACCAGCUCGUAACCGUGAAAGGAAUAAUUUCCAGACACCUGUAGUAUCUACUAAAAACGAAUCAGAGAAAGAUCAAUUUCUUGAAGCUAAGGACGCCUUCAAUAACUUAGAUGGAAGAGCUGUUCAAACUAUUAAAAAUUUUGACGCCUAUGCUUAUGAAAGCCUCCGCAAGUUUUUCAACCAAUAA
Caenorhabditis auriculariae is the source of this 4238-nucleotide messenger RNA. Lineage: Eukaryota; Metazoa; Nematoda; Chromadorea; Rhabditida; Rhabditidae. The record is from the annotation of a GenBank genome assembly.